GAAACUGGUGGGCUGUCAGUAACUUCGGUGAAAUUACAGGCACUAUUGCCAUAGAAAUGGGCAAGGGAGCCUAUGUCCAUGCUCUUGACAAUGGCUUGUUUACGCUUGGAGCUCCACACAAAGAUGAUGAAGGCCCUAGUCCUCCUGAGCAAUUUACAGCAGUAAAGCUGUCUGAUACAAGGAUUGCUCUGAAGUCUGGUUAUGGCAAAUACCUGGGUAUAAAUUCAGAUGGACUUGUUGUCGGACGUUCAGAUGCUAUAGGAUCAAGAGAGCAAUGGGAGCCUGUCUUCCAAGAUAAGAAAAUGGCAUUACUAGCAGCAAACAGCCGCUUUAUUAGAUGUAAUGAAGAAGGAGACAUAGAAGCCAAAAGUAAAACUGCAGGAGAAGAAGAAAUGAUAAAGAUUCGCAGUUGUGCUGAAAGAGAAGCUAAGAAAAAAGAUGAUUUCCCAGAAGAGGACAAAGGAAACGUUAAACAGUGUGAAAUCAAUUAUGUAAAGAAAUUCCAAAGUUUUCAAGACAAAAAACUCAAAAUAAGCAAAGAAGACACAAAAGCGCUCAGAAAAGCCAGAAAGGAAGGCACUUUUCACGAAACACUGCUUGACAGGAGAGCAAAAGUAAAAGCUGAUAGAUACUGCAAGUGACAUCCAGCUGAUCCAUCUUCUGUAUCUUUGGUGACACGGUCAAGCUAAAA
This is a messenger RNA of Tinamus guttatus (white-throated tinamou), 691 nucleotides long. RefSeq names its product FSHD region gene 1 (gene FRG1). NCBI's taxonomy places the organism in Eukaryota, Metazoa, Chordata, Aves, Tinamiformes, Tinamidae. The record is from RefSeq and is a predicted model, not a curated record. Gene Ontology annotation, cellular component: striated muscle dense body; nucleolus; catalytic step 2 spliceosome. Gene Ontology annotation, molecular function: actin filament binding.